AUGCAAUUUUUAACAUGGCUUGUAAUUUCAACAACACUAACGCAGAGUAAUGUAACUGGUGGAAGCAGGCUAAGAGAAUGCAAUUUGAGAGCCAUAUUCAACUUCGGCGACUCCAAUUCUGACACAGGCGGUCUCUCAGCGGCGUUCGGACAAGCUCCUCCUCCCAACGGAAUCACGUUUUUCCACUAUCCCAGCGGACGAUUCUCCGAUGGCCGCCUCAUAAUCGAUUUUAUAGCGAAGAGCUUGGGCUUUCCUUAUCUAAGUGCUUACUUGGACUCGGUGGGGUCGAAUUUCAGCCACGGAGCGAAUUUCGCGACUGCGGGAUCCACUGUUAGACCUCAGAACAGAACUAAGUCUCAGAGCGGAUACAGUCCAAUUUCCCUUGAUGUGCAGUUCGUGCAGUUCUCUGAUUUCAAAACCAGAUCCAAAUUCGUUCGCCAACAAGGAGGGGUGUUUAAGGAAUUGUUGCCCAGAGAGGAGUAUUUUUCUGAGGCUCUAUAUACCUUCGAUAUAGGCCAAAAUGAUCUCACAGCUGGCUACAAACUCAAUUUGACCACAGAACAAGUCAAGGCCUAUAUUCCUGAUGUAUUGGGCCAGUUCUCCUCAGUCAUAAAGGGUGUGUAUGGGGAAGGUGGAAGGUGGUUUUGGAUACACAACACAGGCCCAUUGGGAUGCUUGCCAUACAUGCUGGAUCGCUAUCCCAUGAGCCCAGCCCAAAUGGAUGACUUUGGAUGUGCUAAAGCAUUCAAUAGGGUGGCCCAAUAUUUUAAUAAAAAAUUAAAAGAAGCUGUUGAGAAACUGAGGGAAGAACUGCCAGAGGCUAAACUCACCUAUGUUGAUGUGUAUAGGGUGAAGUACACCCUCAUCAGCCAUGCCCAAAAAUAUGGUUUUGACAAGGGGGUGAUAGCAUGCUGUGGACACGGUGGGAAAUACAACUUCAAUAAUAGUGAGAGAUGUGGAGCAAGCAAGAGAGUUAAUGGGAGAGAGAUUGUGAUAGCCAAGUCCUGCAAAGAUCCAACUGUGAGGAUUAUUUGGGAUGGAAUCCAUUACACCGAAGCUGCUAAUAAUUGGAUCUUCCAACAAAUAGUCUAUGGCUCAUUUUCAGAUCCACCUACCUCAUCAUUAGGAGAUACAAAUUCACGUUCUUGUAGUGAAUUUUGA
Sphenostylis stenocarpa is the source of this 1161-nucleotide messenger RNA. Lineage: Eukaryota; Viridiplantae; Streptophyta; Magnoliopsida; Fabales; Fabaceae. The record is from the annotation of a GenBank genome assembly.